Salvia hispanica is the source of this 1014-nucleotide messenger RNA. RefSeq names its product transcription factor SRM1-like. Lineage: Eukaryota; Viridiplantae; Streptophyta; Magnoliopsida; Lamiales; Lamiaceae. Gene Ontology annotation, molecular function: DNA binding. The record is from RefSeq and is a predicted model, not a curated record.
CUCCACCUCCAAUUUCCCACAAAACCCAAAAAACAAACUCCACCGCAAAAUCAUAACUCACCAAAUUCAAUCUGAAAACCCAAACCCCAUCGAAAUUCGCCUCAGAUUUGCAUGAAUCUCCACCAAAACAUCAUCAUGUACGGCGGCAUCGACGGGAUUAGCUGCGGCGGCGCGGCGGCGUGGAGCAGGCAGGAGGACAAGGUCUUCGAGCAGGCGCUGGUGGAGUUCCCGGAGGGAUUCGGCGAUCGGUGGCGCGCGAUCGCCGAGCAUCUGCCGGGGAAGUCGCCGGAGGAGGUGGAGGCGCAUUACGAGGCGCUGCUGUAUGAUAUCGCGGAGAUUGACUCGGGGAGGGUUGAGCUGCCGAGCUACUCGGAUGAGUCGAUUGGGUGGGAGAGCGACCGCUCGAGGUCGGGGACGCCUGGUCAGAUCUCGUUCGGCGCGCCGGGGAAUCGGAGCCGGCAGUUGGAUGUGGAGAGGAAGAAAGGCACGCCGUGGACUGAAGAUGAGCACAGGUUGUUUUUAAUUGGGCUUGAUCGGUAUGGAAAAGGCGACUGGAGAAGCAUAUCAAGAAACGUAGUGGUCACGAGAACUCCAACCCAAGUAGCUAGCCAUGCCCAAAAGUAUUUUCUCCGUCACACCUCAGGCAAGAAGGAAAGGAAAAGGUCGAGCAUUCACGAUAUAACUACCGCCAUGGACAGUUUAACUGUUCCUCCUCCCGCGCCCACGAGUCUGCCUAGUCAAGGAGGGUACCAAGCCUUUAACUUCUCCAUGCCGAGGUGAAGAGCUAGAAAGGUAUAUAAUAUAUUUGUGUAAUAUAUAUGAUAGCUUCAUUUAGGACUAACAGAUAAAAUUUGUAAAGUUAGUUUUGUAUGAUUGUAUGUUAAAAAAAAGAGAUAGUCAAUAGAAAUUGUGACUGGAGAGUUUAGUAGGUUUUAGAACUCACAAGUCUCAAAUAUUUAGUUGUAAAGAGAUUACAUAGUUGAAAAAAUUGGUGAUGCUUAUUUGUUUCUGUUU